AUGCUCACGAUUAAUCGAGUGACUUAUGGCGAUGCUGGUCAAUACACAUGCAGCGCUAAAAACAGUGAAGGGAAAAAUGAAGCAGCUUUUCAUAUUAAAGUCACAGGUAAAUGUUGACUUACGUAUUUUCGUUAUAUUGCUCUUCUCAUUUUCUGUUGUUCUUUUUGAACUUUCACUUUUUUGAAUUGGACUUGUUACUUCUAUGCCCAGGUCCUCCUGAAAUCAACCCUGAGCUCAGGAAUCAGUCGGUUACAUAUAAUACAUCGCUUCAAUUCAAAUGCUCUCAAAACGGCUUCCCUACACCUGAGAUACUCUGGACUAAAGAUGGGGUGAAUCUUGGUAACAACAACACUCUCACAAUUAAUCGAGUGAGUUAUGGAGAUGCUGGUCAAUACACAUGCAGCGCUAAAAACAGUGAAGGGAAAAAUGAAUCAGCUUUUCAUAUUACAGUUACAGGUAAAUAUUGACUUACUUUUGUUUCUCUCAGUUUCUAUUCUCAUUUUCUAAUUUUUCUUUUCAUACUUUCACCUUGUUUUUAAAUUGUACUAUUGAAUUCUAUGCCCAGGUCCUCCUGAAAUUAGUACUGAGCUCAAGAAUCAGUCGGUUGCCUAUAACUCGUCGCUUGAGUUCAUUUGCUCUCGAAGCGGUUUCCCUACACCCGAGAUACUCUGGACUAAGGAUGGGGUGAAUUGCGGUAACAACAACACUCUCACGAUUCGCCAAGCGAGAUUGGAAGACUCUGGUCAAUACACUUGCAGCGCCAAAAACAGCGAAGGAAGCAAAAACUCAACUUUCUGGAUUGAAGUGGCGGGAGGUACGGUUCUUAUUUACAAAUAGAAAGAACUGAAGUCGAUAAUCAAUUUGGAUCUUUGGUUGGAUGAGGAUAAAAUCGUUUCUAUGAUACCAAAUCAAAUUUAAGGACUUGAAACCACAAGAGUUUCAAAAUUGACUAAAAAUAAUAAAAAAGUACUUAAUUGAUGAUAACAUUUAAAGGGCGAGAACAUGCCAACUUAUCAAAUGUAAAUGAAUUUCGUGAUCAGACAUUUACUUAAUUUUUGGGCAGUUUAAACAGAUUGCCUUUUGGAGCGUCGAGCAAUUUUGACUUUAUAGAUAUCACCAUGUUUUGUCGCGGCAUUUAUUAUAAAAGUCCGUUUAAAUUUUUUAAUUACCUUUUUGUCUGCUUCUUAAAUAACAAUGGCUGACAAGUCAUGAUUUCAUGUACAUUUUUAGAAGUGCAAAAAUGUCAAAGUGGCUAUCAGUGCAUUAUUAUUUAAGUAUUUAUUACUGAAGUUGGAAAGCGAAACAUCCAUGUAAACUUUUCAUUGAGUUGAAAUUUGAAAAAUCAGCGACCAAAACUAAAAAGAAAUACAUGAAAAUAAUGCCGCUGUUACAUCUCCAUGAACUUGUACUCUUGCUACAACGGACGAUCUGAGUGUUUAAAAUGAAAGAUUUAACGUUACGUUUUCAUGGAAUGCAAACCUUUUAACCAUUACUAUUUGGGUAUUCUUCAAAGUAAAUGUGUAGUUUGAACUCAGAGAAACUGGUAAUCCUUGAACAUGGUAGCACGGGGUGUUGAUAUUACACCUAACAACCAGUAAGAAAAGAAUGAAGAAAUUAAUAAAUAGGUGACUAAAUUGUUACAUCCUGGGUUGUUGCUAAGAUAGGAAAUCUUUUAAGAAAAUAAAAGAAUAUUUUGAUGUCACAUCGGGCUGACUUAUACCUUCCUAUAUCAAAAGUGAAGAAAACUAAUUUCAAAAUAACCUUGGAUUAAAAAUAGACUUGGCAAUAACGUAAUUUGCUUUUAUUUCGAAACUAGUUAACUUAGGGUUGGAUAAGGGAGGGGGGAGAGGGGGUUAAAAUGGAAAAUGCGACCCUUUGUUUAGCUUGGUGAUCUUUUUACUUCAAGUCUCUCCCCAGAUCAUUCAGCCUCCGAAAAGCCAAUUUCUUACGGAAGGAUACCCUGUAAACCUUAAUUGCGUAGCCUCGGGUAUUCCAACACCAACCUUGGUCUGGACUUUUAAUAAUGGUGACCUGCCAUCUGGUAUCAAUCAAACCGAUCACGAAGGAGAAUCAUUCCUAGUUUCGCCAAGUGUCACGAAAGGGAUGAAUGGGACUUACAAGUGUACAGCAAAAAACAAAGCAAACACAACCAGUUCCUCAGCAACUCUGCAUGUUUAUGGUAAGUUCAGUUAAAAUGAUAUUGAUGAUGAUAAUGACUACGACGACGAUAAGGACGUUGAUGAUGACGAUGAUAAUGUUGAAGAUGAAAAAGAGAAAUAGGGAGAGAAGAAAUAAAGACAGAAAUAUGAACUUGUAAAUCCAUGGCAAUGGCGACGGAGAAAAGGAACAGCGCGAAGAUAAUUUAGGCAAACUCGGCCCACUUGUAUAUAGGGCAGAUAACGCUAUCUAACGGUUAAAUAUUUAUCCGGUCAAUGUGUGAUAGCAAAACGUAAAGCGUUCUCCACUAGAUAGAGUUUUAUCCAGUGGAUAGUGUUAUUCACCCUUCGAGCAACCGGGGCCUGACCUUCAAAAACCUGGUGAUAUCAAUGCUUAAUACUUAUGUCCUUGGAUCUUUAUGGUUACACACGCAAAGAACUGCGUAGAUCUGGGUAGGAAAGAAACGCCAAGGAAAAAGGACAAGUGAUGGCACAACAGAGAGUUGACUGAUUCCAAAUACUUGACGAUUUGCAAUGUACUUUCAAGCUGGAAAAAUCUGAAGAAGAGAAUUCCGAGACGGAGAUCCAGAAACUCUGAAGAAAGCAAAAAGAAAGCGAGACGCAAAAGCCAAAGUUAAAUACGACACACGAUUGUAUUCUCUACAUUGAGAAACAAAACUAGAACAGAGGAAAAUACCUAUAGCGAAUACGCUUCUAUCCGUGACUGAAAUCGGAGGUCGAAUAACGAUUAAGCAUUCCCUCGCAUCCUCAAUUCUCUUAGAUCUCUCCGCGAAGUCGAUUUAUGGCUUUUUUUAAAUCGCAAUGUUACUUAGCCAAUGAGGAUGGAGAAUAUCACAGAGUCAAGAUUUACGGAUUUACACGCUGAAAAAGCACGAAGUAAAAUUUUCUUCCCAAGUUUCCGUCUGUAACAUUAUAAAAAUCGGCUUUCAGGACUGUUUAUUAAACCAAAGAUGACUGAGGAAUUAUGCGGAAUAGAAAGCAUGCAGAGCAAAAACACAAAAGAGGAAACAGGGAGUCGGUUUGUACAAGAAAUCUCAUUGGUUAGCUGCGCACACCUGUUCGAUUUCCGAUACUACCAACUUAUCCAUAAACUACCAUAUGGACAGACUUUCCAAGAAGUAUUUUCUAUCGAUUGAAAUGUCAUAACAGCUCUUGAUUCUAGUUCCGUCUAUGAAACCCAUAAUUUAUCCAUGGAAAUUUAACCGUGUCAGCUUGAGAAAAUGUUGUAAGUCCACUCGAGAAAAUGUAGUAAGUCCACUCUCCUCAGGAAGUGAUAGAAAACCACCUAAUGAAGUUGUUGUAGUACUUUAGAAUUUAGACGGACGAUCAUCUACUUGAAAUCACACCCACUACCGCAGUGCUGGAAAAGUAAGAAACUUCGUGUUGCAUGACUCACUUGUUGUGUCCUUUUUGCACAAGGGUGCAGAAAAAAGAACAAGAGAAGAUGGAACAUUAUAAAGACCUUAAUUUAGAAGUUCAGCGGAGGAUCUGGGUCGGUUGAAACAGUAACCAGGAAAUUUUAAACAUAAGGGCUUCAAGCUUGUUCUGAAACUCUUCCUAAACCUCACAAAACUCACAAGGAAACACUUUUCUCUUUUUUUUUCACUUAAAGCAACCUGUUCGAAUCAUUCCUAUAGAGGUCGCAUUUGACUCGUUUCGUUUCCAUGUUUGUUUUUGGCGUGUUUCUAAUGCAGUUGAAGUUUUAAUGUGACACUAGCAUUCUAACGAAUUGCCCCUUUUUCAACGCAGGAAAAGCCUCUGCUCAAGUUGUUUCAGAGAAAUACAUAACGCUCAUUAAAGGAUAUGCCCUGGCAUUGACCUGCAAAUUCAACGAAGAAACAAUAAACAUAACGUGGAAAAAAGAUGGAGAAACAAUAACAGAAAGAGCAGUUAUAGAAACACGAUUAGACGAGACAAAGAGUAAACUUGCUCUUACUGAAGUUGUGGAAGAGGACAGUGGUGAAUAUUCUUGUGAAGCACGCAACAAGCUAGGAACUGUGGCUCGCUCUGUUGUGAUAGUAAAUGUCAAAGGUAAGCUGUUUAAGGAACUACAUAUAAUUUUAGUAAUUAAAUUACUUUCCUACUAAAAACUUUUCUUCUUUUAUUUGAUAAAACGAGUUUGAAACAGAGGUUCCCCUUUCUCUGCAGCUCACUGAAGUGGUUUGUUUUUCCAAAUUUAUUCCUGACCCUUGGCUGCUGUCGUUUUUGGACUGGCGCUCAUUUCAUACAUUAAAAAAUUUUGCGUUUAAACAGGUAAAAUGUUACCAUUUUACGAAAAUAAAAUGCCUUCAUACGGCAGAUUGUGGCUUUUAAUACGUCAGUGUUUUGGAGCACGAAGGAGCUAUUUAAAGCAGGUCAUAUUGUGCAUUUCCAGCGCUGAUUUGGUACCUCUACAGUCUCGGCAAAGGCCAUUACUAAUCAAAUUACAAAAACGUUACAAAUUAUAUGAAACUAAUUACCAUGAUAACCCACCUUAUUCCUUCUCCUGUUGUUUGACAACAGAGUCAAAUAUAAGUUACACGUGGUUUCUGAGUCGCAAGCUUUAAUUUAGUUAAUGAUGUCAUUCUUACUCACAACGAAGCGAUUUCUUUCAUCUGUUUCCACACAUCCUUUGACAAUAGCCCCACCUGAGGUGCCACCUAGGCUGCGGUAAGUGAAUUCCCUUUUUAAUGCUCAAUGUCUGAACGUGUGGUUAUUUCCGAAGUUUCUAACUCUUGAAUAAGUCUCAGUAGAGUAGUGAUAAGCGCCACUGCUGAGUAAAUACGUCUUUUUUUUUCUGUUCGGACUGACUAUGUUCACCAUUAAGAGCACACUGGCCGAAAUAAAAGGUCUUUUAUUUCGAACCAGCAGCAGUUUUCGAAGCCGUUCUUAUCAAAUGGCAAUCGAAUGUUUCCUAACAUCCUGUCUGUUUUGGAUUCGUCCGUCCUUCACUUGUUUUGACAUCUUGUUUAGUACCUUUUUUUUUUGUUACCAGUACGCUAGGUUGUGGGUGGCGUACUUUUAAAGAAGAAGAGAAGCUUUGACCCUUCGUCACUCUUUGUUACAGAAACUACAGUUGAAAUACACUCGGAGUCUUGUAGACCGAUUUAUAAUAAUAUUACUCGAUGUAUCGAUUGUGGACAAUACUUCGGAUGGUUUUAAUUAGUAUUUCAUUUCUCGCGUAAGAGGCACGAUAUUUAUAUGACGUAAAAUGCCGAAAAACACAGUCGGCGCUAAGUUUAUUCGAUAAAAUCUCCUCUCUGAGUCGAUACGUUCAGUAAAUUAGUAUCUAAAUUUCACCUAUUUCAAUAAUUUUUUCAUUGGCAAGUGAUAAUUUUCUGAAGCACCCGGAAAUAAAAACGAAAAGAAAAAAAUUAAAGUGAAAAUAUAGAGGAUAUCUUUACCACUUUACGUUAAACCAGAUUCAAAGAAGGAAAAGAUAGAUAGCUAACACAGAUAGUUAAAGUCUUGUUUUCAUCUGAAAUUAUUCAGUGAAGGGGACGAUGAAGUUGAGAUGGAUCAGCUGAACGUAAACACAGAUGGAUGGGAGAUUGCAGUUGACCGCCUGAUCCUUCGCGAGCAUAUUGGCAGAGGGGCAUUCGGUUCAGUGUGGCGAGCGCUACUGGGUCGUUCUCGAGGCAGACCUGGAAAUCGCACGGUUGCUGCGAAAUGCUUCCUACGUAAGUACUUACUUACAAAGCUUGAUUAAACUAUCCUUUAUUAAUUUUUUGAGUAAUAUAUCUUAAUAAAGGGCAUUUCACUUAGAAUAUGCUUUAUUAACGUACUUGAUACAUAACAUGGAUAGCUUAAAAACUGUGCGCUGUUAAAAUGAUUUACCAGCUGGCAUGUCAAAUUGUUAGCGGAUGGUUCCCCGGGGGAUCGGUUGUUAAGUCUUUUGUCAUACAACGCUACUACCAUACAACAGAACACGAAUAUCAUUUGAAGUAUUAGAAGCUGCGGAGAAAAAUGAAAAUUUAUUGGUUAAAUUGCAUUCAAGCGAAUAAAAGCGGAAAAUACCAUAAUACUGAAAAUGUCACUCCGUCGUGUAUUUUGUAAAAUUGCUCGCUUAGAAACUUUUGAUGGGAAAUAAUGUCAUGUGACCUCAAAGAAACCUGGAGAGGGUGAGUCUGGCGCAAAAAGCUCAGAGCCAUUUGCCAGUUUAGUGGUGGUAGUACGAUCUUCUUCCGCUGGAAAAGCUGAACGUCAUAAUGCAAUAGAACUUGUAUGAAGCGGUCACCUUGUAAUAAGCGGUCGGUUUUCAAAGUAUCGAAACUUUCCUCCUUUGCUUAUAGUGCUUUUUAUAUCAAACAGUUGUGGUCACCCUUUACUAAGUCCCAACAGCCUAUUUUUAAUGUUCCUUACCUGUAUUGAACGGUCACUAAAGCGGAAGUACUCAAAUAAAAUUAAGAAUAAUCUUUCAAGUAAAAUUGAAUCCAUGUUUAUCUCCCGAAAUCAAUGUUAGUAAUAUUUUUGAGCGAGGUUGUGUAUGUUAAGUGGUCCGUGAUGGCAUAGAGUGGCUUUUUUAAACUUUUAUCAAUAGUAGCCCUAUUCCGUGGAACCUAUAUUAAACGGUCAACCAUUUCCCGUGUGUGACCGCUAAAUACAGGUUCGACUGUAACAAGCUUAUAGAGUCAAACGAAUUUAGAAUAAUUCUGGAAAUGCUAACGAAUUAUUGUAGUUUUUAGUAAGAUAAAAGCAAGGAUUAUGUACCAUAUGAACGGUAGGAAACAAGAACGCUCAAAUAUCUAUUCGACCGACUAUUAGGUAUUAUAACAGGUGCAAUUUCAAGGCUUAAUUGCGUCUCUACUUUUGUAAGUUGUCUGUAAACAAUUGCGCGGUCCAUUGAGCUUGCCUAGUUAACAACAAUGCUCGAGAUGUGCAGCGUUUUCUUAGCAAAUAAUUUUUUCAACAAGGAUGAAUCUACUUUUGAAAUUUCAUGUUCUAUACAACUGAACAAGACGGCUAACUGACAUUUUUGUGGCAAGUAUGGAUUAUAUGGGGUUUAGAAAACUAACUUUUUUUUAUGUAGACCAAAUUUAUUCGAAGUUGCGCUGGUAAUAUAGCACUUAGUAUACAAAAAUGUUUACCACAUAAUUGUGUCUCUCUUGACAUACAAAGUUUGUUUGUUUAUCUAAUUUUUGUGUGGUUUCCCAGCAAUCUCCGGAGAGAAAGGAAGGAAGGCCCUGCUGAGAGAGAUCGAGUUAUUAAAACUCUUUGGAAGGGAGGGCCAUGAAAAUGUUGUUAAGUUCAUUGGUUGUGUUACAGUUGGAGGUAAUCAGCUAUUUUUAUGAAUAUAAUCAGCUAAUUCACAGUAACGAUAAAAACAUAUCCGACGUCAACCAGUAUUGCUUAGAUGGUGUACUAAUUCAAGGGUUAUUUCAAUUUUUGUCUAAUCUAAAGAAAUUUACUUCGCACUGUAUGUAGGCCAUUUUACUUGGAAGAUUUAAGCUCUAAAAUUUACACGCUAAUUGUGAUAAUAGUUUUAACUUACGAUGGGAAGUCUCUGUCUAUUUAUCUGCCAUCCCUAUUUUCCUGCCUUUCUGUUUAUCUGUCUGUCUGUCCAUCUCUCUGUGUGCCUGUCUGUAUUUCUGUAUCUGCUGCAUGUGUCCAUCCGUUUUCUAUCUGCGUUUUUUCCUCUUUGACUUUCCCUCUCUUUAUUAGAUAUAACCAAAUGUAUAAGUAGAUAAAGCAUGUACAAUUUAAACACAUUUUGCAACUUCUACACUGCUUGCCAUAUAAUUUUCUUGUUUUUCCUUCUUAGCUCAGCCAAUACUUAUCAUGGAGUACCUGUGGCGAGGUGACUUGCUGGGCUAUCUCAGAAAAUCCAGGGGGGUUUUCGACCAAUAUCAUCAUGGGGUCGGAGGGGUCGACCACUUGACAACAUAUGACAUGGUGCUGUUUGCUAAACAGAUCGCACAUGGCAUGACUUUUCUCGCGUCCAGAGGGGUAAGUGCUCAAACUCUUUCUGGUCAGUAUGUGAUCCUGCAUGUCUUAAAAUGGCGUGACUUGCAAAUCGUCAAAAGAAUAUUCUGUACAGCUAAAAAGAUCCAGCACAUUAGAAUCACUAUUUCACAGAGAAAUGGUUUGAUAUUAGCAUGAUGUUAAACUUUCUACCUAUAUUUUAUUUUUUAUUUUAUGUAGUUUAUAAAAGUCCCUUUUGGCAGAUCAUAUCAUUUUUUGUUUUCGAUUUCAGAUAAUUCAUCGCGAUCUUGCAGCUCGUAACAUCCUUCUUGAUGAGCAUCGUGUCUGCAAGUUGACUGACUUUGGGCUCUCUUAUCAGGAUUUCAAAUACGGCCCAGGAAAUGCCAAGAGGGUAAUUUUCAGAAUUUUUUCAUCAUUUAGUCAAUUGGUUUUGGGGCUGCUGGUAUGGAAGAUAAAAAAGUGAAGAAUUAAAAUAUUACUGUCCUCACAAACCUUUCUUUUCAGUUAUACAGUUUUACUGCAAAACACAUUUCCCUUCAAUGGGAAGCCGUUCUAAGCGUAUCGAAACUUUCACAGAAAAAAAAAAUUGUACCUAAGGAGUGAACACAGGAAAUAAGAAAGCCGGAAGAGAUAUAGUUCUCUGAAUAGCAAAGAUACAAACUCGAAGGGCAAAGAAACAGGAGAUUUAAAGGAAAAGGAGUGUGUGAAUUGUUUCCAUAGAAUUUGUACAAAGGUGUCUACUGCUCUUGACAUUAUCAUAAGUCCUCACAUCACGGUUUUAAUCUUAUAUGCAAAAUAUUUUAGAAGUUGUAUACAAGGCUCUUUAGAUGUCAGAUGUCUAUAGUAUUUUGAUUACUCAUCCAGGGAUGUAUCCCAAUCAAAUGGACUGCACCCGAGAUUCUCUUUGGACAUGUGGAACAACUGUCAACCAAAAGCGAUGUGUACGUACUGUAUUGGUUAUUAUCAACAUAUAUUCCAAGAGUGAACAUUUUUACGAUUCUACCUUAACUUAGCGAGGAAAACUAGAAUAUUCAGUGCUCUAUUGAUUAGAGGGUCAUUAAGAAACGUCAAGCUGGGAAACAGCUGAGGUUACAGCUGUAGUAUGAGACUUUACAUGAAUAUUAAGUUUAACGAGCAAUAUCCAAAAUCUGAUUAGGAUAAGAACAGACGGAUGAAAGGAUGAGUGGAUAAUCAAACAAAUAAAUAUGGCGUUUUCUGUUAAGGAGGUUGCUUAUGUCUUGAUGGCAUGUUUUUAAACAUCCCAAGUAUCUGAGUGAUUAUAAUCUUUCUACCCCAGUUGAGAUAUAUCGUCAUCCUUCUAUUUCUUUGACAGGUGGUCCUACGGCAUCGUCCUGUAUGAGAUCUUCACUGUCGGUACUUAACUUGUUUGUUACUUUACAUUCAGGAAAUAUACCUGCCGAGAUUGCACGCACAAUUACUAAUUGAUGAGUGAUACCGAGCGAACAAAAGAGCAUUGUGCGAUAGAGAAGUUGAAGCAGUACUCAAUGUUGCUGAUAAAUAAAAUUAUGACGAUGUAUAACAACUUGACAUAAAACUUAAGUUUAAGUAGAACUGAAAGUAUUUAGUACAUUAUUGAAAAACCUUAAAUCCAUCGCUACACUUAAAUUUGUUUUUUUACAGUACUCUUUCAUCUGAUGUAAAACCGAAAUCUAUUUCAGCAAUUAAUUGUCGUUUUCACAGAAGAAUCAUUUCGAUCGCCCUGAGAGGAAUGAAAGUGAUUACAACAAAAAGAGUGUGCUUUUUUGGCGAACAGAAAAAAACAUUAUUUUUCCACAGGAGGCAUUCCUUACGAAGGAUGGUCUCAAUCCACGACAAUGAAAGAAAUCGAAGAAGGUUAUCGUCUGCCAAAGCCUGAACAUAUCGACGACAGUUUGUAAGUGUUGCUUCCUAUGUGUGGAAUGUUAUAUAAGUCAAAAGCAAUAUCGAUUGCUGCUAUGGUCAGGUGUUUUUGAUACUCUUGGUCUGAAUAAGAAGUCUUCCUAAGAAAUUAAUCUUAUCUUGUCAAUACAAAAAUUUAAAUGAAAAGUUGUUGAGUCAAAUAAAGAAUGCGGUGGGUUUUUCAUCACAGAAUUCGUUUGAGCUGCAAUGUAAUGAGAUAAACUUAGCAUUUCAGUUAUUUUUGUAACUAGUUGUGGUUUCUCAACUUUGCUACUUGCAAUAUUAGUGCCUAUCGCGGAAUUACUGUGAUCAUAUGUCCCUGUGUUUUUCUAUAGAUACGCGGUGAUGUUAAACUGCUGGAAAUACGAAAGCGCCAGCCGGCCACACUUUGUGAAGCUCUACCAAACAAUGGAUAUAUAUAUUAAAACAAAGGUUUGCCAUACAGCGUCUAAUUCAGGAUAUACUUUAGCAAUUGAAAUUGGUAUCCUAUCAAGUAAAUUGCGGAUUUCUUUUCACGUCAAUGUGAUGUCAAAACGCAUUAACUACCAAGCCGCUAACAAUUUGUGAAUUCAGUUUCAUCAUGAAACCAAUGUUACUUUUUAAACAUAUGCAAGUGUGGUUACGUCAUGUCAGUCUGGAUCAUCCUUAUUUUCCCUCUGUUGUCUACACACAAGAAAGAACGGAACAGAUCUUAAAAUUACACUUUUGGAAAACUUUGACAGAAAGGGAGACCUUACCCGAAUUUUUUCCUUAUCAAUUCAUGCAAGUACUAAUGGUUCUUGUCUUUGUGACCGAUAUCUGAUCUGCUCUUUUUUUGUCUUUUUAGUGACUCAUUUUUGAAAUUCCUUCGUUCAAGAUUUUUUAACUCAUGCAGUUCCUGAUUAACUUCUAAUCUUUUUCAUAGACAUAUGUAGAUAUCUUUGACGAUGACAAGUAUGAUGAGGAUAAGUACAACUUUGUCGAUGACCGUGGAGCUGUUGCAAACCCAGAAGAUGCAGGAGCGGACGAGCUAGGAGCAGCUGCACCAAAUCCCAUCUGUGGAGUGGGUGAACACGGUGCUAUGGCACAUCCCCUUCUGGUUGCAAUGGACGAUGGCGCUACAGCUUUCCCUUUUGGAAUUAACGUCGGAGACGAAGGAGCACCUGCAACAGAUCCCGACCGUGAAGUGGGUGAACACGGUGCUACGGCACAUCCCUUUGUGAUUGCAAUAGACGAUGGUGCUACAGCUUUCCCUUUCGCUAUCAACGUACAAGAUACAGGGGCAGCUGCAGCAAAUCUCGCCCAUGAAGUGGGUAAGCACGGUGAUGCUGCACAUUCCUUUGUGGUUGCAAUUGACGAUGGUGCUACAGCUUUCCCCUUCGCUAUUAACUUACAAGACAAAGGGGCAGCUGCAGCAAAUCUCGCCCAUGAAGUGGGUAAGCACGGUGCCACUGCACAUCCCUUUGUGGUUGCAAUUGACGAUGGUGCUACAGCCUUCCCCUUCGCUAUUAACUUACAAGACAAAGAGGCAGCCGCAGGAAAUCUCGCCCGUGAAGUGGGUAAGCACGGUGCUACGGCACAUCCCUCUAUGGUUGGAAUUGACGAUGGUGCUACAGCUUCCCCCCUCGGAAUCAAAGUAGAAGAAGAAGGUUGCGCAUCAUACCCUUUUGAGAGUGAUAAGAAAGAUAUGGAUGCCCAAGCAUACCCUUUGGAGAGUGAUACUUUACCAUAUCUUAGCGAGAACGAGGAAGAAGAUGUUGAUGACUCCGAGUGCCCUCUUGCGAUUGAGGAAGAAGAAAUUGAUGACUACGAGUGCCCUCUUGCGAUUGAGGAAGAAGAAAUUGAUCCUUUACCAUCCUCCCUGGUGAUGGACCAAAACGGUCUAGAUGCUUCAGUAUGUCCCCUUGUGACUGACGAAGAAAAUUCUGAUUCUUUAGCAUGCCCCCUUAUGGGUGAGGAAGAAGAUUCCAAUAACUCAGCAUGCUCCCCUGUAACUGGGGAAGAAGAUUUCGAAGCCACAGGAAGCCUUUCUGUUACUGAAAAAGAAGAUCCUAACUCUUUAGCACGCUCCACAAAUGAGGUGAACAAACCUGAUACCUCACCAUUCCCUUGUGUGAUGGAGGAAGAAGAUCUUGAUUCUUUAGAAUACAAUCCCCUGAUCGAAAAAGAAGGCCACAGUGAUUCCGUCUUUCCUCCAGAUAUUCAAAUUGAUGACGAAGAAGGUGUAACAAGUGAACCUGAAAGUAACGUUGGUUAUGAAGGUGCUGUAACAGUUCAAUCUGAAAAGGAGGCAGUAGAAGAAGAACCUGAGACUUGCCAACUAGAGUACACGAAGGAUGAACAAGACGAUCUUGGAAACUAUAUGGACGACCAAAGUGAUGCUGUAGACCUUCUUGACGGGGAGGCUGGCGUACAAGAGUAUGAUGGUAAUCAACUUACUGCUGCAGAUAAAGACGAAACUGGAAGUGACGAAGACGAGGAGUCAUCUGAAGUAACUCCUCUUGUGCAGGACUGA
This is a messenger RNA of Pocillopora meandrina, 12471 nucleotides long. The record is from the annotation of a GenBank genome assembly. Lineage: Eukaryota; Metazoa; Cnidaria; Anthozoa; Scleractinia; Pocilloporidae.